CCUUUUGCGCCUGAACGAUGGAUUGUAUUUCAUAUUCGGAUUCAUCCACACGGCAACAAAGAAACGAACAAAGAUUUCACGUUCUUUCGAGUGUUUUGCAAUGACUCCUCAGUGCAAUACCGUGUCAAAUUUUACCUCACUGAUAGCCGUCAUAAAGCCAUUAAAACCACAACUUAUACGGGGGAACAUCAACAAGGUUUCUGUAAUUACGUUCGUCGAAAUGUUUUGAUCUCACGCAUCCAGCCAUCCGACGAAUUGAAAUUAACGGUUAUGUUUUCCUUGGUGCAAGGUGUUAUGACACGGUCGUUUAGCACAAAACCGUUUUCCCCGUUGCCUCUGGAAUCAGAAGUUGCUCAAGAUUUGGAGAUAUUCCGACAUGAAGCGAAACUCACCGAUUUUUGCAUUAAAACGCACGGAUGUGAGUUUAAGGUGCACAAAGCAAUUUUAUAUGCCCGAUCUCCGGUUUUUGCUGCAAUGUUACAGCCACACACGGAAGAGUUUCAAACAGGUCGCGUUGUACUGGACGAUAUCGACCCUGUGGUUAUGGAAAAUAUAAUUUGUUUCAUUUACUGCGGAAAAUGUCCAAACAUAAACGAAUAUGCCGUAGAUCUUUUCGCCGCCGGUGAUCGUUUCCUUCUUGAUGGAUUGAAGAAGAUGGGCGAAUACGUGCGUUCGAAACUUUUUUUUUAA
Messenger RNA from Soboliphyme baturini, 690 nucleotides. The record is from the annotation of a GenBank genome assembly. Lineage: Eukaryota; Metazoa; Nematoda; Enoplea; Dioctophymatida; Soboliphymatidae.